This is a messenger RNA of Dryobates pubescens (Downy woodpecker), 1179 nucleotides long. RefSeq names its product mab-21 like 4 (gene MAB21L4). The record is from RefSeq and is a predicted model, not a curated record. NCBI's taxonomy places the organism in Eukaryota, Metazoa, Chordata, Aves, Piciformes, Picidae.
AUGGUCUUCCUGCCCACAUAUUUUUGCUCCUACUUUGAGCAGAUUUGGAAUGGUGGUGGAGCUGCCAUGGCAGCCAGCACUUCCCACUGGCACAACUGCCUCAGAGUGUCUUGUGAAAACCAGGGGCUGGAGAAUUUCAUGCUGCCCUUGCUGAAGAAUGCCCACAUCAGGCAGCCUUGCUUCCUCAUAGGCUGUGCCAGGAACCUGGAAGCCUUAGAGUUGGCUCCCUGUGCCUCCAAAGAUGCUGUCACCAUGGAUGUCACCCUGCUGGUAUUGUGGCCACUGGCCUGACAACCCAGGGACAUUCCAGCCAGACACCCCCCAGGUCUAGGACCUUGUUCUGUGGAAAUGUUCUCUCCAGGAACCGACUUGGAGGACCAGACCAGCACAAUAGGCGUGAUGGAGCAAGGAGGUGGUGCAGUACUCCAGCACCUCAAAGAGCUCCUUGUUUCAGCCAUCAUGAGCUGCCAAUGCUGCUUCCUGCUCCAGCCAGGUGACUUCAGCACCAAAAGUAGGCAGGAAAAUGCCAUGGAGGGUUCCCUGCUGAUCCACAGCAGCUGGAAGUCUGUCCACUUUGACAUGAUCCCUGUGGUGAGGAGGUGCCAGGAGCCACCCUGGCUCAGGGGGUGUCAGAGUGACAGGGGCUUCCCCAAAGGUAGCCUUGGGAAGGCUGCAAGAGAGGCCCACUAUCCUGCCACCCCCCACUGCAGGAGGCACAAUGUGGUGCAGUUGGAUGCUUGGCCCCUCCUUGGGGUCCAGUCCCUCCUCUCUGAAGUAGCAUGCAGCCCUCCCCACUACACACAGGGGAGCACAGAGCUCUUCCCCUCCCCCGAGGACUGACAGGACCUAGACAUCUCUGUCUAUAUGCUCCUGGUGAUUCUCCUCCACUGCCUGGUCAUCCAGCACCUGCCCCACUUAGUGCAUCUGGAUGAGAACCUCCUCUAAGGGGAAGCCCCACACCUCGCUUCCCUAUACCGUAAGGUGGAGAGCUUUGACAGGCCCCCACGAAGCUUCUUCCACUUCCAUUUUGUCAUCCCUGCAUAUGCUGUAAGCUGGAUGACAGACCCUGGCACCCAAGCCCUUCUUCACCUUCCUGCCAAGGAUGGGUCCUACUAGGACACAUCCUACUUUGACAUCUUGCUCAGCCAGGUAACAGCAGUCCAUCAGCUGCUCUUGUGA